This is a messenger RNA of Durotheca rogersii, 1253 nucleotides long. RefSeq lists its product as uncharacterized. Bases 237 to 1253 code for a protein of 338 amino acids. The record is from RefSeq and is a predicted model, not a curated record. Lineage: Eukaryota; Fungi; Ascomycota; Sordariomycetes; Xylariales; Xylariaceae. The transcript has 6 exons.
AUCAAGUUUUUUUUCCCGCCGGAGGACAACCACCAAUCGCUAAACAUCCCCUUCAUUACUCAGAGCCCAACCUGGGGAAGCGGACCUCGGCAGUUCUCCAUCCAUGUCCUUAGGCAUUAUACGGUUCCUAUAAAAAGAUGCGAUGAUAGCGCUAGCUCCUCAGUAACACUCGAACUUCUAGCAACUAACCUCGACCCAAAAACCACAUCUCUGUUUCCGGCAGUGAAGCAUUGAAGAUGAAGUGGCUUUCUCUUACCACGCUGGCGCUCUUCGCGCCCAGCCAUGCUCUCAUCCGAUUCCCCUGCGCUCAGCUAGUCGUCGACCGUCUCGACCCCUUGGUCAACCCGGGUCUGAUCCCGUCGCCGCAUCUGCACCAGAUUGUCGGUGGUAACUCCUUCAACGCCACCAUGGACCCCUCCAAGGACAUGCCCAGAGAGUCUACUUGCACCACCUGCCAAUUCAGCGAGGAUUUCUCCAACUACUGGACAGCCGUCCUGUACUUCAAGGCCCGCAACGGGACUUACAAGCGCGUGCCGCAGAUGGCCAACUCGGGCUUCAACGGGGUCAACGCUGGUAUGACCAUCUACUACAUGCAAGACGGCCUGUACAACUUCCAACAGAGCUCCAAGGUCACCGCCUUUAAACCUGGCUUUCGCAUGUACAUCGGCGACGUCAAUGCCCGGAGCCGUGAGCAGAUGGAACGCUUCCGCCAGCUCACCUACACCUGCCUCCAGGAUAUCAACACCCGUGACCCUCAGAUCCUAGACUUCCCUAGUCAGCCCUGCCCCGCUGGCAUCAUGACUGCCCUCCGGUUCCCCACUUGCUGGGACGGCAAGAACCUCGACUCCGCCGACCACAUGUCGCACAUGGCAUACCCCGAGAGCGGUACUUUCGAGACCGGCGGCCCGUGCCCGGCGUCGCACCCCGUCCGCAUGAGCCAGCUGUUCUACGAGGUCAACUGGGACACGCGACAGUUUAACAACAAGGCCGACUGGCCCGUGGAUGGAUCCCAGCCUUUCGUUUGGUCCUUCGGCGACUUGACCGGCUACGGGAACCAUGGCGAUUACGUCUUCGGCUGGAAGGAUGAUGCGCUCCAGCGCGUCCUCGACUCGCCCUGCUACAUUAACUGCCCUACGCUCAAGACCCAGGGCAACGCGCAGAUGAAUGCUUGCAGCAAGAAACGCACCGUCGUCGAGGACGACAUCGACAGCUGGGUCGCGACUCUGCCCGGUGGUAUGAUCGCUGGUAUGUAA